AUGAGGGAUUCUGUCCUUCCACUUUCAGUAUCUUCAUUACAGCUUUACAACUUUGGGAGUAGCAGUGUCAGUGAAGCUCAGGUGAUGCCAAGUUUGGACAUCUCAAGCUUCUGCUGGGACUCCAUAGCUUUCAGCAAUUACCAAAUGGAGCCACCAUCAAUUGUUGCUCCAGCAGCAGGGUUCCACAUUGCUCCUCCUCAUCAUCAGCAAGAAUCCUUCAACGUUACGAGCUACGAUCUGCCAUUCGAUGCAGCAGCUUGGUAUGGAUCCUCCCAGUUCUGUGACACCACUUCGAGCCAGUCGAUGGUGGUGACCAACAAGCUUGAUUCUGCUGCAGAGAAUGAAAAUGGAUUGUACAGCAAACAAGGGAGGAAACGAUCAAUUGAAGUUAGCAGCAUAGCAACCAAGAACACUACUACAAAUACCAGGAAGAGGAAGAAGUCCAGUACUAGUACUACAUCUGCAGGGGCAUGGCAUCAACCGCAACAGAACGAUCAGUCGUCCAUCACAACGAUCCAAGAGCUCAAGCAAUUGCAGGUUCCAGCAAGGAGAAGCCAGAAGCUAAGUGACAAAAUCACAGCACUCCAGAAGUUAGUGUCUCCAUACGGCAAGACAGAUACAGCUUCUGUUCUCCAAGAGGCUUCCCUCUACAUCAAGCUCCUCCAGAAACAAAUCCAAAUAUUGAGUAAUAGGGCCUUAUUCGAGGCUUCUGGUGAUUUAAGCAACGAGGCAUGGACAACAACCAUUAAGGAACGUGAUGGAGAAUUGUCGGACUUGAGAGAUAGAGGGCUUUGCUUGGUGCCUUUGUCGACGAUGACACAGAAAUUUGCAGACCUGGGCCUUGUUAUGGAUCCAAGACCUUAUCAGGAGGGUGGAGCUGAAGUCUGA
Molecule: messenger RNA, 888 nt
Organism: Linum trigynum
Lineage: Eukaryota; Viridiplantae; Streptophyta; Magnoliopsida; Malpighiales; Linaceae
Source: the annotation of a GenBank genome assembly